Molecule: messenger RNA, 897 nt
Organism: Cryptomeria japonica (Japanese cedar)
Lineage: Eukaryota; Viridiplantae; Streptophyta; Pinopsida; Cupressales; Cupressaceae
Product: actin-related protein 2/3 complex subunit 5A
Exons: 4
Coding region: 169-588 (139 amino acids)
Biological process (GO): Arp2/3 complex-mediated actin nucleation; regulation of actin filament polymerization
Cellular component (GO): actin cytoskeleton; cytoplasm; Arp2/3 protein complex
Molecular function (GO): actin filament binding
Source: RefSeq, a predicted model, not a curated record
CACAAGUGCUUGAAUCCCAUAAGUGACUGACCAAUAAUCCACCACACCCGAACAUCAUGUUAAUACAAAGAAAUUGAAGGCCAUGAUGAGCAUCACAGGCUACAAGAAAACCCACCCCUCUUUGAAUCAGUUGUUAAAUGUGGAUAGACGCAGGUAACGAUUGUGGGCAUGGCGGGUGAAGAGUGGAGAGAAAGAGAAAGAACAAGAGAAGCAGAGGAGGCGGCCAUCAUUGCCAGGAUAGAACAUAAAUCUCGCCAAGUAGAGCGCUUGCUCACACAAUCCGGACAUACACAGGCUCUGAAAACAGCUUUGGAGGAUUCUCCUACGCGAAUCACCGAUGAAAGGUGUAAGUCAGCAAAUUGGAUAGUGGUACAUCGUGUUUUAAUGGCAUGUAAGGAUGUAGAUGCUGUGUUCAUGUCUUUGGAUCCAGAGUAUUAUGACAUCCUUAUGAAAUACCUAUAUAGAGGCUUGGCCACUGGAGAUAGACCGACUUGUGAUCAAUGUCUUCGUCUUCAUGAAAAGCUCACAGAGAAAGCAGGUUUGGGCUGCAUUGUACGGGCUCUUGCAGAUACAACGAAUACUGUUUAAUCUACUUUCUUUUUGUAUCCAAAGAAGGAUCAAUGAUAAAAAAACAACUGAAUUAGUUCUUAUCUUGGCUUAGAUGUCCUUGUUGAUAUAUUAUACUUUUUAGGUUUUGCAGUUAUCUUUUAUGUUCCAUAACAUACUUUGCUUUUACCAAAAUUGAACUGUCUUAUUCUAGAAGACAGAAUUUGUAGAUAUCCAUAUCGUUAAUUGGAGGGAUGUCAGAGGCAGGAGUAAGAUUACGUCAAGUUGUCCUCGAUAAUAGAAACCCCGGUUCUUGUUCUUGUUUUGAGAUAGCCAGGAAUUUUAAAUUCA